UAAAAACUUUCUUCUUAGUCUCUCUUUAGAACUCAAUUUCAUCAGUGCACUGAUAUUAGUGGAGUAGAGAAUGGGAGGACAGUAAUUACAUUUGAUUAAAGCUGCAAUCAAAGAAACAAGCUUUGAGAUUAGAACUUAGAAGAAGAAAGUUGGCGAUCAAAUAUGGGAUCUUUGGAACAAAUUGAAGGUGGUGGAGGGGAUUCAAUGGAAGCGAUUCUCUAUGUCAAUGGAGUUCGAAAAGUUUUGCCUGAUGGGUUGGCUCACUUCACUCUUCUUGAGUACCUCAGAGAUAUGUGUUUGACGGGGACAAAGCUUGGCUGUGGUGAAGGUGGUUGUGGAGCUUGUACUGUUAUGGUUUCCUAUUAUAAUGAAAAGUUGAAGAAAUGUCUGCACUAUGCUGUCAAUGCUUGCUUGGCUCCUUUGUACUCAGUGGAAGGAAUGCAUGUCAUCACAGUGGAAGGAGUAGGAAACCACAAGAGUGGUCUGCACCCCAUUCAAGAAUCAGUAGCACGAUCUCAUGGCUCACAGUGUGGGUUCUGUACCCCUGGCUUUAUCAUGUCUAUGUAUGCAUUGCUAAGGUCAAGUAAAACAGCACCUACAGAGGAGCAGAUUGAAGAGUGCCUUGCAGGAAAUUUGUGUAGAUGCACAGGUUACAGACCAAUUGUUGACGCAUUUCGAGUCUUUGCUAAGACGGAUGACAUGUUAUAUACAGAUAUAUCUUCUUCUCUAAGUCAUCCUGAAGAAAGUGACUUCAUUUGCCCUUCUACAGGAAAGCCUUGCUCAUGUAGAUCAAAACUUAAAAGAGCUGAACAAGGGACUGCUUGUUGUGCUGGGAGGUUUGAACCUAUAUCGUUUAAUGAAACUGAUGGAAGCACUUAUAAUGACAAAGAAUUGAUUUUUCCUCCUGAAUUUUUGUUGAGGAAAUCAAAGUCUUUGACUUUAAGUGGAUUUGGUGGUGAGCUUAAGUGGUUUCGACCCUUAACACUUGAACAUUUGCUGGAUUUGAAAGCAAAGUUUCCAGAUGCUAAGAUAUUGGUUGGUAAUACUGAAGUGGGAAUUGAGAUGAGAUUGAAAAGAAUCCAAUAUCAGACAUUGAUUUGUGUUACACAUGUACCUGAACUCAACACAUUGAAUGUAACAGACAGUGGUAUAGAGAUUGGUGCAGCAGUAAGACUAUCUGAACUCAUGAAAGUUUUCAGAAAGGUCAUAGCAAAGCGUGCUGCUCAUGAAACCUCAUCUUGUAAGGCCUUUGUUGAACAGUUGAAAUGGUUUGGAGGGACACAGAUAAAAAAUGUUGCAUCUGUUGGUGGGAACAUAUGCACUGCAAGCCCAAUAUCAGACUUGAACCCUUUGUGGAUGGUGUCUAGAGCAGUGUUUCAAAUCAUUGAUUGUGAAGGAAACAUAAGAACAACUCCUGCAAAAAGCUUUUUUCUUGGUUAUCGUAAGGUUGAUCUAGCAAUGAAUGAAAUUUUGGCGUCAGUAUUCUUACCAUGGACUAGGCCUUCUGAGUUUGUUAAAGAGUUUAAGCAGGCUCAUCGAAGGGAGGAUGACAUUGCAAUUGUAAAUGCUGGAUUUCGUGUUUAUUUCAAGGACAAUGGUGAAAAUCGGGUUGUUUCAGAUGCAUCUAUUGUUUAUGGUGGAGUAGCUCCACUCUCUCAUUCUGCAAAAACAACACAAGAAUAUCUCAAGGGAAAGAUUUGGAACCAGGAGCUACUUCAGGAUGCUUUAAAAGUCUUACAAAAGGAUGUUUUAAUCAAGGAUGAUGCCCCUGGUGGCAUGGUGGAGUUUAGAAAAUCACUAACUCUUAGCUUUUUUUUCAAAUUUUUUCUAUGGAUUUCUCAUCAAUUGGAUGCAGCACAAUGUGUCGUUACAAAUAGUUUUCCAUUGUCUCAUCUAUCCGCUGUUGAAUCAUCUCCUCGGCCAACUGUUAUAGGAAGUCAAGACUAUGAGAUUAGAAAACAUGGAACAGCUGUGGGUGCUCCCGAAGUUCAUCUGUCAUCUAGACUCCAGGUUACUGGGGAGGCUCAAUAUGCUGAUGACACUCCAUUACCUACUAAUGGUUUGCAUGCUGCUUUAGUACUUAGCAGAAAACCUCAUGCUCGGAUACUUUCAAUAGAUGAUUCAGGAGCAAAAUCUUCACCUGGGUUUGUAGGGAUAUACUUUGCAAACAAUGUUCCAGGUGAUAAUAAGAUUGGACCGAUUAUUCAUGAUGAGGAACUAUUUGCUUCAGAAUUUGUCACUUGUGUUGGUCAGACUAUAGGAGUUGUUGUUGCUGAUACGCAUGAAAAUGCUAAGUUAGCAGCAAGAAGGGUUCAUGUUGAGUAUGCAGAACUUCCAGCAAUCUUAUCAAUACAAGAUGCAAUCAAUGCUAAAAGUUUCCAUCCUAAUACAGAGAGGUGGAUGAAGAAAGGGGAUGUUGAUCUCUGUUUCCAAUCAGGGGAAUGUGAUAAGGUUAUAGAGGGGGAUGUUCAUGUUGGAGGACAGGAACAUUUCUACUUAGAGGCCAAUAGCACUGUGAUAUGGACAAUAGAUGGUGGUAAUGAAGUUCAUAUGGUUUCAUCAACACAAGCCCCACACCUGCAUCAGAAAUACGUUUCCAAUGUUCUUGGCCUUCCACUAUCAAAUGUCGUUUGUAAAACCAAGCGUAUUGGUGGUGGUUUCGGUGGGAAGGAGACAAGAUCUGCUUUCAUUGCUGCUGUGGCUGCUGUCCCUUCAUAUCUGUUGAAUCUCCCAGUUAAAAUAACAUUAGACCGUGAUACAGACAUGAUGGUAUCUGGGCAACGACAUAGCUUUCUUGCAAAAUACAAGGUUGGAUUUACAAAUGAUGGGAAAGUUCUGGCUUUGGAUCUUGAAAUCUAUAACAAUGCUGGAAAUACAUUAGACUUAUCUCUUGCUGUGCUUGAGCGUGCUAUGUUCCACUCUGAUAAUGUUUAUGAUAUACCGAAUAUAAGGAUUAUGGGAAGGGUGUGCUUCACUAAUAUCACUAGCAACACCGCCUUUCGAGGAUUUGGUGGUCCUCAGGGAAUGAUAAUAACUGAGAACUGGAUUCAAAGAAUGGCUGUGGAGCUCAGAAAAAGCCCUGAGGAAAUAAGGGAAAUCAAUUUUCAAGGUGAAGGGUCAGUUUUACAUUAUGGCCAAAAGAUAGAAAACAGUACUUUGUCCCAGGUGUGGAAUGAGCUAAAGUUAUCUUCUCUAUUUUCGGAUGCUCGCAAUGAAGUUGAUCAAUUUAAUAAUCGAAACCGGUGGAAGAAGCGUGGUAUCUCCAUGAUACCCACAAAAUUUGGCAUAUCUUUUACUUUAAAGCUUAUGAACCAGGCAGGUGCUCUUGUUCAUGUCUACACUGAUGGAUCAGUUUUAGUUACUCAUGGGGGUGUUGAAAUGGGGCAAGGUUUACACACUAAAGUUGCUCAGAUUGCUGCCUCCGCCUUCAAUAUCCCUCUCAGUUCUGUCUUCAUAUCAGAAACAAGUACUGACAAGGUUCCGAAUUCAUCGCCCACGGCAGCUUCUGCGAGUUCGGAUAUGUAUGGAGCUGCAGUUUUGGAUGCCUGUGAGAAAAUUAAGGCACGUAUGGAGCCCAUAGCUUCACAACAUAAUUUCAGCUCUUUUGCUGAGCUUGUCAUUGCGUGCUAUGCUGCUCGGAUUGACCUUUGUGCUCAUGGAUUUUACAUUACACCAGACAUUGACUUUGACUGGGAGACUUGUAAGGGUAACCCAUUCAGGUACUUCACAUAUGGGGCAGCAUUCUCAGAGGUUGAAAUUGACACACUGACUGGAGAUUUUCACACUAGAGUGGCUAACAUUAUUCUGGACCUUGGGUAUUCUCUCAACCCAGCCAUUGAUGUUGGGCAGAUUGAAGGAGCUUUCAUGCAAGGUUUGGGCUGGGUGGCUUUAGAAGAACUGAAAUGGGGAGAUCCAGCUCAUAAGUGGAUACCACAGGGCUACCUAUACACAUGUGGCCCUGGGAGUUACAAAAUCCCUUCUCUAAAUGAUGUCCCCCUCAAAUUCAAUGUUUCACUCUUGAAGGGACAUCCAAAUGUAAAAGCAGUCCACUCAUCCAAAGCUGUUGGAGAGCCCCCAUUCUUUCUGGCAUCAGCAGUGUUCUUUGCAAUCAAAGACGCCAUUGCAGCUGCAAGAGCAGAAGUUGGGAAGAGUGGCUGGUUCCCUCUUGAUAAUCCAGCUACACCAGAAAGAAUCCGAAUGGCUUGUUUAGAUGAAUUCACAGAACCUUUCAUUGGUUCCGAGUUCAGGCCUAAACUUAGCAUCUAAAUUUAGUAGCAUCUUCGCAUUAUGCAAUGCAUUGUUGUGCAGAUUCCUGCCUUUUAACAAUGCUAGCUCUUGAGAAAAAGUUGGUUAGUAAAGCAUGCCCAUAUUAGCAUGUCAGACAUACUACCACCAUUAAAUAAAAUCUCUAGAGUUUGAUGCAAUAUAUUCUAACAUGAUUUUCCUCCAUGAAAGAUCUAGAAAAGGUUUAGGAAGAUGGUUGUUUGACUUUGAUGAACUUGAUUGAUUUAGACUUUUUUCUU
Humulus lupulus (European hop) is the source of this 4523-nucleotide messenger RNA. Its product is annotated as xanthine dehydrogenase 1-like. The transcript is spliced from 15 exons. Gene Ontology annotation, molecular function: oxidoreductase activity; FAD binding; iron ion binding. NCBI's taxonomy places the organism in Eukaryota, Viridiplantae, Streptophyta, Magnoliopsida, Rosales, Cannabaceae. Bases 163 to 4266 code for a protein of 1367 amino acids. The record is from RefSeq and is a predicted model, not a curated record.